Diaporthe citri is the source of this 897-nucleotide messenger RNA. RefSeq lists its product as uncharacterized. NCBI's taxonomy places the organism in Eukaryota, Fungi, Ascomycota, Sordariomycetes, Diaporthales, Diaporthaceae. The transcript has 4 exons. Gene Ontology annotation, molecular function: magnesium ion binding; tRNA guanylyltransferase activity. The record is from RefSeq and is a predicted model, not a curated record. Bases 1 to 897 code for a protein of 298 amino acids. Gene Ontology annotation, biological process: tRNA modification.
AUGGCAAACUCAAAAUGGGAGUAUGUCAAGCAAUUCGAACAGCCAGACCAACUGCUGCCGAACACAUGGGUUGUAGUGAGGAUAGACGGUCGUGGGUUCACCAAAUUUGCCACCAAGUAUGCUUGGGAGAAGCCUAAUGACAGGAGGGCUCUGGAUCUCAUGAACGAUGCUGCGAAGGCGGUCGUGACUGAGAUGCCAGACCUGGUCGUCGCAUACGGCAUCAGCGACGAAUACAGCUUCGUCUUUCACAAGACCUGCACGCUAUUCGAACGGCGAGAGAGCAAGCUGGUGACCACCAUCGUAUCGACCUUUACGUCUUACUACAUCUAUCUCUGGUCUCAUUACUUCCCCGAACGGCCGCUGUCGCCCCCUCUCCCCAGCUUCGAUGGCAGAGCAGUAUGCUACCCAUCCGUGUCCAACCUGCGGGACUACAUGAGCUGGCGUCAAGCCGACUGCCACAUCAACAACCUUUACAACACAACUUUCUGGGCUCUGAUCCUCCGAGGGGGUAUGGACAGCCAGCAAGCGGAGAGGGCACUGGCUGGGACCGUCUCCGGGGACAAGAACGAGCUUUUGUUCACAAGGUUUGGUAUCAAUUACAACAACGAACCCGACAUUUACAAGAAGGGCAGCGUAGUAUUCAGAGACUACGAGCUGGCCGAACCCGGGAGCCACAAUGCUGCCGCGGAAGCAGACAACACUGCCGAGCCGGCCCAGCUAUCCAAAAGCCAGUCCGAAAAGGAGAAGAAGAAACGUGCCAAGGCCAAGGUUGUAAUUGAGCACCUAGACAUCAUCAAAGAUGACUUCUGGGACAAGCGGCCCUGGAUUCUGUCAAACAAGCCGGGGAGGACAAGGCCGCAGACGACGAGGGAAACGAUAUCGUCUCUCGAGGAUUAA